Rotaria socialis is the source of this 819-nucleotide messenger RNA. The record is from the annotation of a GenBank genome assembly. NCBI's taxonomy places the organism in Eukaryota, Metazoa, Rotifera, Eurotatoria, Philodinida, Philodinidae.
AUGAUGCAGGUCGGGGAAAUAUUUCUACCCGAAGACAAAGACUUUCGUCAGUUCAAACUUGACUGCACAACUGAUCAAGGGUGGACUGUAUGUUAUGACAAAUCAUCAUGCCGUGUAUCAACUAAGACCAAUUCUCUAUCGCCAUUCAAUGUCCUACGUGUUCAAUCAGAGUUCAGUGGCAUAUCAGCAGAAUUACUUUAUGAUGUUAUACACGAUAGUGCAUUUCGUUCCACAUGGGACACAGCUAUGUUAGAAGGUUAUGAAAUCUGUUCUGUCCUGCCGAACAGUGAUAUAGGUUAUUACUCAAUUAGAAGUCCAACACCAUUUAAAAACCGUGACUUUGUAACACAACGUUACUGGCUUGAUUUCGGACGUAAUAGUGAAAAAUAUAUUAUUAAUCAUUCUGUCAAUCAUCUUCGUGAGCAACCACGCAAAAAUUUCGUUCGUGGAAUAUCUUAUCUGACAGGCUAUUUAAUUGUACCAUCAGGGCCUUCAUCAUGUACAUUUUAUUACAUGACACAAUCAGAUCCUGGAGGUAGUUUACCGUCCUGGUUUGUUAAUAAGCUUUCGAAAGUACUUGCGCCAAAGUUAAUGAAGAGAUUAGGUAAAGCUUGUACAAAAUAUGAUAAUUGGAAAGCCAAAAAUCAACCUUCACAUAAACCAUGGCUAUAUCCCGAACAGAUGACCAUAGCUCGUUAUAUUCCAAGUGAAAUAGGAAUAUUUGACGUCAAUGAAACGUUAACAGCCUCAGCUAACACAGGUGAAGCAACUGUAGGAGAAAAUACAGUCGAAAUAGAUAAUUUUGUGAAAGAAGAUUAA